AUGGCGCGAGGCAAAGAUCCCACCAGAAUGAAGACCACAAGCACACAGAGCAGGUCAUGUGGCAGCAGCCUGUCGCUGUUGGACCUGCACCUGGCGGGGGGCGGCCCGCUGUCGACGAUCGUGACGACGUACCUGGACGACGCGGGGCGCGUGGCGCUGGCGGCGGCGUCGUCGGCGUGCAUGGCGCGGGUGAUGGAGGCUGCGGACGGGUGCACGUGGAAGCCACCGAGCAUCGCUGUCGCGCGCAGCGUGGCGGAGCGGCUGUGCGCGCAGGGCGUGGACGGGGCGACGCGGUCAACGGUGGAGUGGGCGGACGGGGCGGGGACGAGAUGGACGCGGGCGGGCGGGGCGGUGGGCGACGCGUCGGCGAUCGUGGCCGUCCAUGGGCACUGGGAGCUCGACCCGCGAGACUUCAUCAGUGCUGACAUGAGGGCGCUGGCGCGGGCGGCACUGGCGCGGGAGUCGCGCUGGCAUCAGAAGGCAGUCAAGUCCCUGGCGCACCUGUCCUCUGAGACAUGGCUGCCAGAGUGCGUCGGACACGUGCUGCGGCGACUGGACGUGCGUGGCACUGAUCUGCCGCGCAUUCCUUCUGGGCUGACAUCGCUCGAGGAGCUCGACAUAUCUCAGUGCGACAAUCUGGCGGGAGGACACCUCUGGCUGCCCGCCAGCUCCGCGGCCAGGCUCAAGAAAAUCAACGCGUCACGCGCGAACGUCACCAGCUUCCCCCCGGACAUGGCCUGCCUCGAGGAACUGCACGCGCCGGGCAUCCGCGGCGAGGAGUGGCUGCCGGAGAGCUCGGCGGGGAGCAUCAGGGUGCUGCGGAUGGACAAGUGCAACAAGCUGCCGCGGGGCCUGGACGCGCUGGAGGAGCUGCGGGUGUUCAAGGAGCGUGAUGACUCCGUACCGUUGUGGUUCGGAGACACGUGUGUGGACGCAUCCUUGUGUCCCGGUGAGAGGCAUCUGGACGAGGCGUACUUUGCGCCUCUGGCCGGCGAUCGCCUGAGGGUCCUCGCCCUUGGUGACGGCAGUCUGCUAAGCAUGAAUGACAUCGAUCACGUUCCAGCGCGAUUCGAACAGCUGGUGGAGCUCAACUUGAUGGACUACAAGCUGCACAAGUCGGACGCUUGGCUGGACGCGCGCGCCGCGGGCAGCCUCCGGAAGCUCGACCUCAGCGGCACCAACGUGCGGCGCGUGCCGUGUGUCCCAACGCUGGAGCACCUGGACGUGAGCGAGUGCAAGCGCCUGGCGGAGGACUUCCUGGACGCCGCCUCGCGCGCGAACGUCCGCACGCUGCGGGCGUUCAGCAGCAACAUCACACGUGUGCCGUCGGGGAUGUAUGCACUGACGAAGCUCGACGUGCAGCUGUGCGAUGGUCUUGUCGAGGGCUUCCUGGACGACAUCUCUGCGGAGCACAUCAAGGAGCUGUCGUAUUCGGGCGACCUGGCGUGGCUUCCGGCGGGUCUGGCGUCGCUGGAGCGGCUGCACCUCUGCAAUUGCUCGGGGCAGGUGAGGGCGGAGGUGGCAGCGGGCGUGCGGGUGCUGACCGCGAACAUGAUCGCGCCCGCCUCGACGAGGGGCAUGCGCGCGCUGGAGGAGCUGGAGCUUCAGCACUGCUCCUUGCGAGAUGGCGCAUUUCAUGAACAUGGCAAUCAAUGGGUGAGCAAGGAGUCCAAGUCAACGCUGCGGAAGCUGACGAUGGUUUGCUGCGAGAGCGGGGACGGGAAGCUGCCGGGAGGGAUGGCGGCGCUGGAGGAACUGUCCCUCGCAGGAAUGCGCCGCCCCGUGCAGCUCCCGAGCACCUCUGUGGGGAAGCUGCGGAAGGUCCUGCUGCUCGGCUGCACGCUGCGACGCCUUCCGGACGGCAUGGAGAGCCUCGAGGAGCUCGAGGUCGACGGUUGCGACAUGCCCGAGGAGGAUGAGGGCCUGCUACCGACCAGCUCGGGACGCAAGUUGCAGCGUUUGAGGAUACAUCGUAUGCGUUCGACCGCGCGGCUGCGACUAAGUCUUCCCCCGGAGAUGACGGAGCUCGAGCACCUCGACGUGUCUCUAUGUCGGAACCUCCACGCGGAGGCCUUUCUGCCCGCGAGCUCGACGUCGAAGCUCAGAAGCCUGCGUGUCAGGCACAGCAACCUGCGACGCCUUCCACCGAACAUGCGAGCGCUGCGGGAGGUCGACGUCGAAGGGUGCGGCGUUCUCGAUGACGAAUGGCUGCCGAGGAGCUCUGCGGCGGGCGUCACGACGCUCAGGGCGCCCGAGAGCAACCUGCAGCGCGUGCCGGGGGGAUGCUCGAGCCUCGAGACGGCGUACUUGCAAUGUUGCCGUCGCCUGUAUCCGCGCGAGUGGGUGACGAAGUGCUCGGCGGCGCGACUGCGGGUAGUGCACCUCUACGCAAGCAGCGCCGUGAGCGCACCGACAUGGGCAGCCUUCCGGUGUUUCGGGCUGCCGGAAGUGCCGACGACCGAGCCUUGA
Molecule: messenger RNA, 2469 nt
Organism: Pedinophyceae sp. YPF-701
Lineage: Eukaryota; Viridiplantae; Chlorophyta; Pedinophyceae
Source: the annotation of a GenBank genome assembly